Molecule: messenger RNA, 4021 nt
Organism: Oryzias latipes (Japanese medaka)
Lineage: Eukaryota; Metazoa; Chordata; Actinopteri; Beloniformes; Adrianichthyidae
Gene: dok2
Product: docking protein 2
Biological process (GO): cell surface receptor protein tyrosine kinase signaling pathway; Ras protein signal transduction; positive regulation of MAPK cascade
Cellular component (GO): cytoplasm
Source: RefSeq, a predicted model, not a curated record
AAGAGACACUGUUAAAUGAUUCAACAAAUCCGUGUUUAAAAUGAAAGGAGAAAUCAAACCUGCUGCUUAAAGAUCAUACCAAAGGGUUUAAGAAAACUAAAAGGAGUCACAGGAAGGGGAAACAAAUGGUAGAGAAAGGAGGAGACUCUUAUAACCAGUUGAAGUUCUGCAUUACAAAUUGCAAUAGAGGGUGAGGGCAGGAAACACUGAUGUCAGUCAACGCCUCUGCACCACGCUGACGCCACAGAAGAAGGAGAGACAAGAAGAGGUGCACCACAGCAGCAGUGGAGAAGCAGAGCUGGAUCGAGAAGGUUAACUGUCGCUAGAGGCAAGACUAAAGGAAAUGUGAAGAGCAAAGGAGUACAACUGCAAAGUGGAGAGGGACAGAAAAAGGAAGACGUGGCAAGAGUGCUUUCAGCAAAAAAAAAAAAAAAAGAAUAAAAAAGGAGGAGAGGAGGAACUAUAUUAACAAGCGUGGUAAAAGGUGGAGCAGCAGUUCAAGUAGAGACGGGUGAAGUAAGUAGAGCAGCACCUGCGGUGGUGCCAUCAUGGAGGAGGACAUCAGAAAGCAGGGAAUGCUCUUCCUCCAGCAGCAGCGCUUUGGAAAGAAGUGGAGGAAGGUGUGGUGCGUCCUCUACAGAGAAAGCUCCUGUUCCAUCUCCAGACUGGAGUUCUACGAGUGCAAAGACGGUGGAAAUAUGGAAAAGAACGAUAAAAACCUGCGCAAGCAGCUGGACCACAAGAAGGUCAUCCGUCUGGCGGACUGCAUCCGGGUCACUGAGGUGGAGAUGGAGGGAUGUCCCAAAGACACCAGGUCCUUCCUGAUAGAGACCACAGAAAAAAUAUUUGUGUUUGCUGCUGACAGAAGCCAGGUGGAUGACUGGACUCACAAAUUGUGUGAGACUGCCUUCCCUAUGAACUGGCUGGACCAAGGAUCAAAGUCCAGCAACCUCCAGAGAGGAAAUCAGCUGGAGAGGAGCGCAGGGAUGGAGGAUAACUCCCUGUACAGCGGCAGAGAGACAGUUCAUGAUUUCAGAGUGUCUGUUCGGAAGACGGACGCGUCUGAUCGCUGCAGGCUAAAGGGCGACGGCGUCCUGCGGGCGGACAUGGAUGCUCUACACCUGCUGGACAGGGCGGGAGAUGUCGUGUACUCCUGGCCGUAUCGGUACCUGCGACGAUUUGGACGGGACAAGUGCACAUUUUCCUUUGAGGCGGGUCGCAGGUGUGACUCCGGUGAAGGGAACUUUGAGUUUGACACCAAGGAGGGUAACUCCUUGUUCCAGGCUGUGGAGGCUGCCAUCAACCAGCAGAAGAUCUCCUUUCCCCACAGACAGAUCUCUGCGGGGGGGCAGGGACCACCAGACACCCCUCCGAACCCCAUCCUAACACCCCCGUCUCUCAACCUGCCCUUUUCCCACGGCUGGACGCCGCCAACGCCUCAUCCCCGCACCCAAAUCCCACAAUCCCCAUCUCCUAAGAAUACAAACUGUCUUGAUGGUUUGUGUUUGCAGCAGGCGGACGGCGUGUACAGCAUGGUGAGCGAACCUGUAAACCUUCAGACCCUGCACAACAGAGACAACGACAGCUCUACCUCCCCACAGCAGCAACAGCGCCCCCAGAUGUCUCAACUGGAGCCUCCCCGAGAUAAAAUCUUGACUGGAGUGAAGAGUUUGACUCUGGACAACCGUGGACUCCCUGUUUCACGAAAGAGCCAGGUCAAGAUGAUCUCCAGCUGCCCUCUCCCCAACCCGGAUACUAAUCCAAAUUUGCCCCCCAGCCCUCACCACAGCCCCAAACCCAGCUCCAGCCCGAACAAUGGCCAGACAUACUCUGAGGUCAGCCAUGGGGCAGUUUCAAGGCGGAGCGUUAAGAGGGAUAGGACCAUUCCCCCCUGUACUCCUCCUCUGAUGAGCAAGGAUCCAGAUUACUCCUUACCCUUUGACACAUUAGCCUCCAUUGACAUUCAGAACUCCCAUCAGGCUUUUGGAGAUGAUCCAGGUCCUGAUCCUCUGUACGACAGCAUAGACGAGAUGAAGAUCAGGAACAUCUUCCGGGAUGAAACCAAAACUCUCGGGCCGACCUAUGGAAAGUUAGAGCACAUCUACGAUGAGCCUGAAGGCUGCGCGGUCGCUGCCCCGGCACAGGAGUCCACCCCUGCCACCGUGGUCUAUGAUAAUCCUGAGGAGAUGAAGGGAGAUGCCUGGAAGAUAAUGGCCACAACUGCAGACCCUAAAGGUCACGAGUACCCCUACAACCCCCGCGUGGACGACUAUGCUGUACCCAAACGAGUUCCGAGGCUGUGUGCCAUCUCACAGAACUCCAGUCAGGAAGCAUUUCAAGAGGAAGGAGAGGGGGAACCUGAAUUAGAAGGAAGGGAAAAGCAAAUGGAGGAAAUACAAGAUUCCCCAUACAAGAAUGUGAUGGUGAAAAUAGAGUAGAAAACUCUCCAGCUAUCAAACAAGGCUUCAAAAUCCAGAUCUGAUGGGAUGGUGGCCUGCUUCUUUUUCUGAUUUUCCCCGCCACAUCUGCUGUUAAUUUCCUGGAACCUGUAUGUUUUGCCAGUAGAAAACUUAAAGGGCGGAUGUUUGUCCCUCUAACUGCACCUUUUCCAGAUUCCUCAUCAACGUUGGUCUCAGAAAUCCUCUUUUGUGUUAUGAUCUGUGUUAAAAACUCCUGCAGGAUUCUGUCCAGUUUGUUACCCAGUUGCUCAUGUGAAUGUAAAUUUACAGCAACAUUCACACCCUAAAAAAAUCUCUGGAGAACAGUUUGCACCAGUCAACUAUUGUAAAUAAGAAGAGACGACGUGAAAGAGGAGUUAUGCCUAAAAUUAGCCUGCUAUACUAAUAAAUAUUAAUUUAUCUGCUCAAUUAACCAAAAUAAAAAUGUAAAAUGUUUAUAAGUUGAAUUUUUUACUGCAAUGUACUAAACAGCAUGCAGACUUUCAAUGUCAUAGAUGAAUUUGCUCCUUUAAAAUAAAGUACUAUCAAGCAAAAAUUAGUUUGCUAAUGAUAGCUUUAUUAAGAAGAUGCCAAUGCUACCAACGUACAGAGCUCAGCAUAAAAGUACUAGUUUGAUCAGUAGUUCAACAAACAAAAGAAGAAUUUAACUUUCAACAAGGUUGAGUUUUAUUGAACACUUCAUUAACUCCAUAACAUGAAAUUAAGGUUAAUGAUCUAACUUAGAUCACAUAAUCUUCUUUUUUACUUAAAUUGGCUGAAGCAAAAAUGAAUACACCCUGCAACAAAAGCUACUUCAUCUAGUAUUUUGUUAUGAGCACUGUGAUUUUUAAGGACAGCACCAAGUCUUCUGAGCAUGGAAUGAACAAGUUGGCGACAUAUUGCAACAUCUAUCUUUUUCCAGUCCUCAAGAAUAACCUCUUUUAGAGCCUGGAUGCUGGAUGGAGAGAUAUACUUAACUGUGGCUUCAGAAUUUCCCACAGGUGUUCGAUUGGGUUCAGAUUAGGAGACAUACUUGGCCGGUCAAUCACCUUCAGCCUGUUCUUAAACGGAAAAUCAACAGUAGCUUUAGAACUGGGUUUUGGAUCAUUGUCGUGUUGGAAUCGACUGAUCUGUUUGCUGUUUGCUGAUCUUCUUGUAGCCUUCACCUUUUUUGUGCAAAGAAAUGAUUUCCUUUCUCAGAUUUUAUGACAUUUCUUUUCCAUGGGGAGCCAUUACUGACUGCAAGAAAUGGGAAGGGCUUUUCUUUGUUAAGAAAUGCCCUUUUAUAGUCACCUGUGUGCUGGACACCUCUUAAAUGAAUCAUUAGACCAACCCGUCUAACCCAUGCCUGUUAAUUAGAAUUUUAUAGUCUUAAUUUUUUUUUUCUCCUAAGACUAUGACAGGGGUGAAUUCCUUUUUGCAACAUGGGCAUGAGUUAUGUUGUUAGGUCAAUAGCUUUUUUGUGUGAGCAAAUUAACAUAUCUUUUUUACAAUCAAUGUCUUACCUUUAUAAGUGUAUUUUGUAGUGUAGUAUUUCACAGAAAAUGUUGAUUCUGAAAGGACACUAAAUGUUUUCUGACAAA